Messenger RNA from Sardina pilchardus (European sardine), 1383 nucleotides. RefSeq lists its product as uncharacterized. The transcript is spliced from 3 exons. Bases 73 to 1383 code for a protein of 436 amino acids. Lineage: Eukaryota; Metazoa; Chordata; Actinopteri; Clupeiformes; Clupeidae. The record is from RefSeq and is a predicted model, not a curated record.
AUUGUGGAUGCCAUAAGGGCGUCACCCCCUGCCUGAGCACCUGAGCUGAGCCCCCAGCCAGGUCCCAGGACAAUGGGAAACACAGUUAGCUGCUGCUUCCGUGCCAAUCCUGGCGACCGCCAGGAGGAGCAGCGGCUGCAAGAUGAGGGCAUCAAGCGAAAAGUGGCACCAGGUAAGGCAGCAGAUUCUGUGGGAGACAGCAUUCUCCCACAUCAAAAAGAGGUAGCUGCAGGACUGGUGUCAGAGGGUUUGGCAGAUACCGCCAAGAGUGUGGCCUCUGAAUAUGCUGAUGAGGUGACUGAACUCAGAGAGCCUCCUGCAUCAGCAGUUGUCACCAAUCUGCACGUGAAUGCACCUGCUGCUGUGGACAACAGCAUGCAAGAGGUGGCUGCAGGGCUGGUGUCGCAAGUGUUGGCAGAGGCCACUGAGCUUGUGAAUGCACCUGCUGCUGUGGACAACAGCAUGCAAGAGGUGGCUGCAGGGCUGGUGUCGCAAGUGUUGGCAGAGGCCACUGAGCUUGUGGCAGUAUUUAAUGCCACCCUUCCAGUGGACCAUCUAUUUGGGGAGGCUUCCUCGAAGAUGGUAAAUACCAGUCUGACUGAGAGUGUGCAAGCUCUCAAGGACGUUAACCUUAGAGAGGAGCGCUGCAAUGGUGACAACAGGGACAGCGCCCUCCCCUGUGUUCCAGCUGAAAAAGCUGCACGGCCUGAGAUUAGAUCAUCCCAAGAGGACCCUGCCACCAUUACACCGGCUGCAAAGCCGGAGGACCGGCUGGUUCAGAAUCCCUCGGCUGAGGGGGUGGUGAGUAUUGCUCCAAAGGGGUUUCCUCAGGUAAGUAGUGACAUUGAUGCCCAUCUGGACAGGUGUGGACAUCAGCCACUGUUUGACUCAUCCAAAGCCCUGGAUGGGGAACGGGAUGCGUCUCUGCACGGCAGUGAGGAUGAGCGGCUGCUCACCUCCGCCAUGCUUGGCACGGGUUUGCCCGUCAUGAAUGCUAAGCUUGCUGAGGCUAUCUCGCUGCACAGGAGUGAUAGUGGUCACUCGUUCAGCAUGGAGGGACAGCAUCGCCACAGUGGCCUUCACCUCAAAUCUGUUCCCACUGAUGCUUCUGCAAGAGGCUCUGCUGCAGCCUCUACCGCCCGAGACAUGGUGUUUGGCCCGAGCACCAAGUCUAAGAGUGUACCCCUUCCAAAGUUGCUCGCUGAACUUGCGGCACUUCAGAGGGUUGUUGUGAGCUCCAAUAGUUCCGCUCACAGAGGGCUGGCUGGGAAUCUCCAGGAUGAGAGACCUGGAAGUGCUGGCAGGUGGAGCCCGGUGUCAGAUGGGAGUGAGGCCUGGCUUACUUGGUAUGUCAGUUGCAUAACCAUUUACCAUAGCAAAUGA